CAAAAGGAAGCUACAUUGUCUGACAGCGGGUGAUAAAUCAAAAUUUAUAUCAUUGAAUAAUUAUUGACGGAAAGGUAUUUCAAAUAAACCAAACUUAUUGAUUUAUUAAUUUUGGGAAGGACCAGCAACUUGGAUCUCGUAUUAACAACCUUUGUGUCAUGUGUUUACGAUCUCUACGCAUUGGCGCAAUAUAAACUAAUUAAAUAUAAAUGCUAUUGAAAAACAAAGUGGAUAAUUAAAUACAAAAUAAAAUAUACUGUGAAGUUUUAAAAAUAUUUAAAACUUCGAAAAUGGCAAUGAACAGUCCGGGUUCGUAUACCAAUCUAAAGUCACCCAAGAGUCCACGGCAACUUCCUCAAUUACCUCAGCCAAUUUCAUCGAGUUCUGGACAACGAAGUCCUAAGCUUCCACUUCAAAAUUCAAGCUGUAAAUCACCGAGUACACCACGUGUAUUUGAAUUUCCACCAGAAUAUUAUCCAGAAACUCCGAAUGCAAAUUUUGAUUUUGAUGAUUUUGGAAAAGUAAAUUCUGUUAUAUCGAGUUCACAUAGUAGUCAUUUACCGGAAAGUGGUUCAUGCAGCAAUUUCAAUAGAAGUUCAAGUUUUUAUAGUCAAAAUUCAUCUGUAAUAAAAAGUCCACGCAGCUUAGAAUCGGGUACAUCACCGGUAUUUCAGUUUUGCAAUCCGAAAAAGAGUUUUGGUAAAACUUUGAGUUAUCCACCAAAAAGUCCAGUGUCACCAAGUUCAAUUGGUUCAAUAAUGCGAAGUAGAUCACCAUCGUGUGGCUCAUCACAAAAUUUUAAUCAAAACAAUAAAAAUUCAGUGGAAUACAAUCGUCGGAAUUCAUGUUUAAAUCUACGUCCUGUUAAUUCACCAAAAACAAUCGUUACCUCAUCGUCACGUAGUCCAAGUCCUCGUGCUGCAGAAACAGAUUGUGAUAAAUUUUACAAAGGAACAGAAAAUACGGUAUCAAAGAAACAGGAUAACGACAGUCCAAAAAAUAUAAAAAAAAGACUAGGUAGCUUUCAACUUAACAAGAGUUAUGGUUGUUUAAAUGAGGUCACAGAAAAUAUGUCAAUGAGAUCUAGUGUAAAAAAUAUUUCACGUCGUUCUACUAGUGAUCUUACAGACGCUGCAGCAGUUGACGAAAAUGAAACUGAAACUACUAUACUAUCAAGUCCCAGACGAAGAGGAUCAAUGAAAGGAGGCUUAGCUUAUCUAGCAUCAAGACGAGGUUCUCGAGAUAGUCAAGCUUCAAAUAUCUCAAAUAUCAGCAAUGAAGAUAUUGGACCUCUAAAUUUUAGCGCUCAUCCACGAGGUCGACAGAGGAGAACUUCAAAUUUUCUUGAGUUGCCAGUUCCGGAUCAUAUUCGACCUCGCGUACAUAGUUUACCAGAAAAAGCAUAUAACCCACGUGCUGGUGAUGAUUUAUACAGGCUCAGGGCAUUCAGUAUUACGCAUAAAGGUGUUGUAAAUCGUGGAGAUUCCAUUAUCUCUCGGCGUAGUAGAAGCAACACGUCGGUCAAUAGCAGCAGAAAUAGUAAUGUGUCCGGUGAAAGGUCGCCAUUUGAAGGAUCAUGUUGCAGUGGACAAGGUGCUGUUUGCGACAGUAGUGAAAGUGAAGCUGAAGAAGGUUCUAAGUACAGAGUAGUUCUACUUGGUGAUUCGGGCGUUGGAAAAACUGCAUUGGUUUCGCAAUUUAUGACUAGUGAAUACAUGAAUACUUAUGAUGCAAGUCUAGAUGAUGAAUUUGGAGAAAAAACAGUGUCAAUUCUUCUUGACGGCGAGGAAUCUGAAAUGAUAUUCAUCGAUCACCCUCACGUAGAAAUGAGUUUAGAAAAUUCAUUAUCUACUUAUGAGCCGCAUGCUUGUGUGGUUGUCUAUUCAGUUGUAUCACGUCCAAGUUUUCAAGUAGCUGAAGAAAUGCUAAAUUAUCUUUGGCGCGAGCAUUAUACUCAAGAUCGAUCUGUUAUUGUUGUCGGAAAUAAAUCUGAUUUAGCUAGAAGUCGUACCAUUGACGCUAAUGAGGGAAAACAAUUAGCUACAUCACGAGAAUGCAAGUUUAUUGAAACAUCAAGCGGAAUUCAACAUAAUGUUGACGAAUUACUUGUUGGAAUUUUGAAACAAAUCCGUUUGCGAGAAACACGUGAUAAAAAAUUACGGAGACAAGUUUAAUUUUUUUCUAAUCAAAAUUUUGCUCACCUCGAACGUGAAGUGGAGAGGUAAUGCUCUAUUGUCGCCAAAUUAAAAAAUCCGGGUUCCGGUAAACUUAAAUCAUCUCCAAAAAUUUAUUACAGCACUUAAAUAGAAAAAAAAAUACACUGGUGUGAAGAGGAUAGUCUAUCCCUGAUUCAGAAAUCUAAUUUGGAAUAAUUCAAUCCAUGCUGAAGUGUAUAUCUAUAUAUAGUAGGGUGAUCCAAAAAAUAACAAAUUUUUUUUUUUCUCGACAACAGGUUCAAAAGUUUCAUUUAGAUAAAAAGAGACGCCUGUGAAAAUUAGAGCUCUGAAUAUUAACAUUAAGAGGUUCCUCACCGCACUUUUCUAUUUUCCAUAAGAAUAACAUGGAAAAAUUUUUUUUACGUCUUCUGAUUUUUAUAAGUAGCUAACGAUAAGACAUAGGAAUAAAUGGCAAGCAUAUUUUUGUAGGUAAUUGAAUGCUCUACAAAAAAAAUUUCUUAUCAUUUUUUAACACAUUUUUUUUUGUCAUUUCUUUGCAUUCGCUGAGUCACCAAUGCAAAACUUUGAGAAAAGUAAAAAAAAAAAUAAUUUUUUAAUUUUGAUUAUGAUUACACAAUUAAAGAAACAAAACUUGCUCCUUUAAUUGUUUAGCAAAACUUUGAUCGAUGAUUCCCAAAAAACAGUUCGAUGGAUCAAUUUAAAAUUUUACAGGGGUCUUGGGGGUACAUUAAGCUAAAAAAGUCCCUGGCAACAAUAUUUUUUUUUAUCGAUAUUUGCAGAGUAGCGGUUGAUUUACUAAAAAACCAAAAAAAGUCAUUUUAUUGUACUUACUUCUAAUGGAUGUUAAAAAUAAAAAAAAAUUUUUUUUCCAAAAAAUGAUGACAGGGUCUUGUAGGGAAUUUAUUCAAGUUUUCAACGCCGUCCUUCAAUUUUCUGUGCGAUCAUUGGUACCUGAAAUAUCGAUGAUCAAAGCCAAAAGGAUCAUUUUCUGUUUGAAGGCUGAUAUCUGCGAAAAAUCGUCCUACGAGGUUGAACAAAAAACCAAAUUAAAGCUAGAUAAAUUUGCUAAACGAGCUAUGCAUUCGUUUAGUUCAAAGAAUUUUUCCGCGGUCCGUGGGCUCUUCGGAAAAAAAAAAAAAUUUAGAAAUUUUUUGUUUCGCGGUAUUUCUCAUGUUUGCGCAGUAACCGAAGCUUUUAAAAAAUUUUGAAAAAAAUGCGCCAAAACUAGAGAUUUUAAGCUACAAAACGCUUUUUCUAAAAUCUCGAUACGAUCAUUUUUCACCAAGUUACAGCCUUCCAAAAAUCACUAAAAAAUUUAUAAAAUUUUUCUGCUCUUUUAAUUUUUUGCAUUAGUGUAAAUCUAUUUGUUCAAAAGUUAUUUGAGGUUGAAGUCGAAUUCAUAUUAAAUUUUGAGAUUUUCUUACUUUUCCGGCGAAACUAUCAGACCUAUUACAAAAUAUCAUUGGAUUUUUUUUGUAGACAAUUUUAUUCCCUAGAAGUUAUUUCGAAUAAAGUAUUUUCGGAUUCCCCAUUGUUUUCUAGUUAUUUUUAUUUUAAUGUCAAGCUAAUAAAAUCGAUCAGAAGACUAUUUUUUUUAUGAGCAUGUUUGAAUUAUUUCAAAUUAGAUUUCUGAAUCAGGGAUAGGAAGUAAUAUAUCGAACAAUUUUUAUAUACUUGAAAGUUCUCUUACUAAGUUUAUUAUUAAAAAAAUGAUAACAAUAGUAAAAAUAAAAAUGGCAGCAAAGUUUUCCAAUUUAACAGUUUAACAAUUAAACUAAAAGAAAUUAGAUAGUGAUUUUCGAAUGGGUUCUGGUGUUAAAAAAUACCAAGAUAAUAAAGAAAAAUUUUAGCCGAUUGAUUGUGUCUAUCCGGAGUUAUCGUGUUACUCAGUUUCAUACACGACAAUUGACAACUUGUGUCUUUGGGAUUAAAAUAAUUGAUAUUUAAUUAAUGGAGUAAUCAAUCGACUUAAUAUUGGUGCGAGAUUAUUCUUUAAUAAAUUGUCUUUGUAUUAGUAUACAAUUUAACUCAUUUUAAUGUCGUUAAAAGAGUAUAGAGAGAAUUUAAUGUGAGUGAAUGAGUCGAAAAUAAUAGAUCGAUCAUAAAGCAUGCUAGCGCAUUCGCGCUUAAAGUGCGCAAAAUUUAAGUGGUUUCACAAUUUAAUGAAUUAAUAUUUCCCGGGUAAUGAAUAUAAUUUUUUCAUGGACAUAAAACUAAUAAGAUGCUGGCCGUCUUUGAAUUUUUAAUAUCAUUAAUCAUUAUAUCAUAAAUGAAAAGUUUGUGUAAUUGAAAUAAUGUUAUAAAAUAAUUUUUAUGAUGUCUGAAUAAAUGGAUGUUAGACUAUUUUGUAUAAAAGAUAUCUAAUGAACUGACCAAUCUAUAAUUAAAAGAAUAUUGUAAAAUUAUUUUUAAGUAUUUCAUCUUGUUCGUGUUUGCAGUCGAUAUUUUCAAUAAAUUGGAUUUGUGUCUUAUAGUCUCUUACAGCUAUCAGUACAUAAGAUAUGAGUAGGGCUUAUGAUCAAGACUUAAAAUUGUUAACCUGUGUAGAAAAACUUCGUUCUAAAAAUGUUUCAACAAAGUUUAUAACCGUAAAUUUCCACAUUUGAGUUUUUUGAGAGAAUUUUAAAGUUUGAGUUAAUCAUGUUUGGAACCUCGAAAACGUUAAAGAAUAAAAACAAUUUUCUAGGCACGUUUUUCUAAAUUUGAAAACCCACAAUGAACCUUUUUUUGACUUUUUAUAAGAUUUUUUUAGGAACGAGGUCUGGAGAUUAAAAGGAUUUUUCAUGAUACCAGCAUCGAAACUUGAAGUUUCAGUGUCUCUACAGCCCGUCGAAAGAAGCUAAUUUCAAGCCAAUGCUGCAAACAACUGCUAGCGAAUUAGUAAUUCAAAAAUACCUCCAUACAGCGGGCAGAAACAUGCGUGUUUCUUCCCUUGGGAAGAAACACAAUUGUUUCUGCCUGGUUUCAGUUAUAUUUAAUGUUCAUUUGCAGCCUUAUUACUCUCAUUUGUUUGCUUGUCACUUCAGUUCACUCAUUUUAUUUUUUAAGCGACAGCUUUAAUUAACCAAAUAAAAUUACUAAAAAAUGAGUGAAAAUAAUAUUUUUGUCUUAUUUACUAUUUAAGGGUUUAGUCUAGUUGAUCAUUUUUGAAAAAUCGUUCUUGUUUUUUUUACAUUUUUUUAAUGUAUGUGUAUCCAAGCAUAUUGUGCCAAAUUUUUAUGUAGAUCCGAGCAGCGUAAGUGUAUUUUUCUGAAUCUAAAGGUCGACAAACAUGAUUUUAACAAACUAAUGUUUUGAACAAGAAAAAAGCACUUCGUACGGUGAAGUCAUCGCAG
Microplitis mediator is the source of this 5512-nucleotide messenger RNA. RefSeq lists its product as uncharacterized. The transcript has 10 exons. NCBI's taxonomy places the organism in Eukaryota, Metazoa, Arthropoda, Insecta, Hymenoptera, Braconidae. Gene Ontology annotation, cellular component: plasma membrane. Gene Ontology annotation, molecular function: GTPase activity; calcium channel regulator activity; GTP binding. The record is from RefSeq and is a predicted model, not a curated record. The coding region runs from base 291 to 2174 and encodes 627 amino acids.